Brassica napus (rape) is the source of this 1722-nucleotide messenger RNA. Its product is annotated as heat shock 70 kDa protein 6, chloroplastic-like. The coding region runs from base 1 to 1722 and encodes 573 amino acids. The transcript is spliced from 10 exons. The record is from RefSeq and is a predicted model, not a curated record. Gene Ontology annotation, cellular component: chloroplast; cytoplasm. Gene Ontology annotation, molecular function: ATP-dependent protein folding chaperone; heat shock protein binding; misfolded protein binding. NCBI's taxonomy places the organism in Eukaryota, Viridiplantae, Streptophyta, Magnoliopsida, Brassicales, Brassicaceae. Gene Ontology annotation, biological process: protein refolding; cellular response to unfolded protein.
AUGGUUUUUCUUCAUGUGGCUAAGCUACCUCCAUACCGUCUUCUACACCAGUACAACCUUGCAGAGAAGCUCUGUUACGAAGACUAUCUUCGACUAGCGAUCACAAAAGGAAGGCUUGAUAAAACUUCCUAUGAAGAAGAAGAAUGCCUUGAUGGAACUCCAAGUUUUGUGACACUUGUUACAGACUGCGAGGGCAAGCAAAAUGGCAUGGGCUAUAUUGAGUUUGCUUCUGCUAAAGAAGCAGAGAAGGUGAACCGCGAUGAAAAAGAAGUAUUUGCAAGCUCGAGGCAUCAUCCACAAGUUUCCUCAAAUCCUGCGAAGAGGCAAGCUGUGGUUAAUCCUGAGAACACUUUCUCCUCGGUGAAGAGGUUUAUUGGUAGGACGAUGAAUGAGGUAGACGAGGAGUCUAAGCAGGUUUCUUAUAGAGUUGUUGAGGAUGAGACGGGAACGUCAAGCUCGAGUGUCCCGCCAUUGGUUUUGAGGAAACUUGUGGAUGAUGCCUCGAGCUUCCUAGACGAAAAAGGGACCAAGGCUGUCAUCACUGUGCCUGCUUACUUCAACGACUCCCAGAGGACAGCUACUAAAGAUGCUGGUCGCAUUGCUGGAUUGGAAGUUCUUCGUAUUAUCAAUGAGCCUACUGCUGCUUCAUUAGCUUAUGGUUUUGAAAGGAAAAGCAACGAAACAAUUCUUGUCUUUGAUCUUGGUGGUGGUACCUUUGAUGUCUCUGUUCUUGAAGUUAGUGAAGGUGUGUUUCAAGUGCUUUCCACUUCUGAGAGUUGUAGAUUGGCUCGCUUCAAACUUCAAGAAAAAGAAGACAUUGAUCUUUUGAAAGACAAGCAAGCACUUCAGAGGUUAAUAGAGGCAGCAGAAAAAGCUAAGAUCGAGCUUUCCUCCCUGACUCAAACAAAUAUUAGCUUGCCAUUUAUCACGGCCACAGCUGAUGGACCUAAACACAUAGAAACCACCCUCACACGUGCCAAGUUUGAAGAACUGUGUUCCGAUUUACUCAACAGGUGUAAGACUCCCGUUGAGAAUUCACUGAGGGAUGCAGAGCUCAAGUUCAAAGAUAUUGAUGAAGUGAUCCUUGUUGGUGGAUCCACACGUAUUCCUGCUGUUCAAGAGGUCGUCAGGAAGCUGACUGGGAAAGAACCUAACGUCACUGUGAAUCCUGAUGAAGUUGUGGCUCUAGGUGCUGCAGUCCAGGCUGGUGUUCUGGCUGAGGAUGUGAGUAACAUUGUCCUUCUUGACGUGACACCGCUUUCGCUUGGUACGAAUAGUGUUGGAGAUGUUAGGAAACGUUCCAGAGGGUGUACUACUUCCACAAGAAAACUCAGAGGAAGUGAGAGAGCUGAGGGUGAGAGGGAGUUUGCUAGAGAUAACAAGUGCCUCGGCAGCUUCCUUCUAGAUGGUAUUCCACCAGCACCACGUGGAGUUCCAAAAAUCGACGUAAAAUUUGACAUUGAUGUAAAUGGAAUCUUCUCCGCGACUGCUACUGACAGAGCCACCAGUAAUAAACAAGAGAUUACCAUUACUGGUGCCACUACAUUGCCCAAGGAUGAGGUAGAGAAAAUGGUCAAAGAGGCAGAAAGGUUUGCAAAGGAUGACAAACAGAAGAGGGAGGCAAUUGACACAAAGAACCAGAAAGAGAAGCAACUUGAAAUAUUUGGAGAGAAGAUUCCAGGUGAAAUGAAAGAGAAGAUAGAGGCUAAGCUACAAGUGUAA